AGACUAAAAUAAGCCAUAAGCAUAAGCGGUUACAACGAUGACUUUAUUUUUCUACCGUAACAUGCAGUGUGCCUAGCCGCUGCGCCAAAGCAUCUCUGCUUCUGAUGAGCAGGAAAUACACCUUCUGCGUUUCAGGAAACAGUCACAUAAAGGCUGAUGAGAGUUACCAGGCAUCCUUUGUUUUCGUGUCCUUCACCUGAACUUUGUUGUUGGUUGAAAUGGUACUGUUAGCAGGGUACUAGUGGGAGGUAGAGAUCUGAUUUUUGCCCCUGUUCAUACAAGGCACUGUGCCAAUUGUGGGAGUAUAUACUACAUCCAUCUUCCUGUCAGUUGCCAAAGAAGUAUGGCUGUUCAACCCCCACAGGAGACUGUAAAGCUUGACAAUGUCCAUGCCAAGACCAGAGCAACACAUUUCAAAGAAAAGGUUAUAAAAAGAUGGGAGAAAGAUGUUCUUCAUCUGUGACCAUCCAGCUGACUGUAUACUGUAGAACGUGGUGUUGGAUCACUUCAAAUAAAACCUGAAGAAUGUUUUAUAAAGAAGGACAUUCCUCUUCAGCAGAUGGCUCUGUGAUAGACCACUGCAUCCACAGUCCCAGUAACUACUGCUAGAGAGGAUCUCAUCUUGAGCACCUUAAAGGCACAAUAAACUACUAUUACAGUAGUUUUCUUGAAUAGAAAAUACACAAGGAACCAAAACAAAAGAGUAGAAUAAAAAUGGAGAAAGCGUUGAACAGAAAGCAAGCAGUGGAAGCCCGUGCAAGCAGAACUGCAAGUUUCUUUAAAUCUGUUGAACAUGAGAAGGAUUUUCAGUCAAAACUACCUGUACGUCAACAAAAUCAAAUAGAACAGAGUCUUGUAAUACCUGCAACAUCUGAAGAGAACACUGAUUUGUUGGUUUUAUUGCCUCUGCAGCAACAGGCUGACAAAAGAGAGGAACAACUGAUUUGUACCUAUUGUGGAAUGUGUUUUACUGGCUUGCCAGAGUUCUUGGAACACGAACAUAUUAGCAACAGACCUUUUAAAACUUCCAAGAGUACAUCAGUGUCCGGGCAGUAUGAGAGGAUUGCCACACAGACAUCCGAUCCUUCAGUCCAAAAGUUGCUUGUCACAAGAAAAAAAAUCUAUAAUUGCAUUGUUUGUGGAGAUACCUUUAGAGGUCUGUCACAUCUGCUACUACAUCAGAAAGUUCAUAAAGGGCACAAGUUGUUUAGUCCAAGGGAUUGUAAAAAGGUGCUACCUGAACAGUCCCGUUUUUCUUACAGUCAGUGUUGCCCAAUACCAGAGGAUAUCUUUACCUGUACUCUUUGUGGUUUGACUUUCAAUUAUCAGUCAAGCCUUACUAGGCAUUAUGGAAUACAUCUGAGGCAGAAAGGACCUGAAAAUUCUGAUUCUGAAAAAAAUCAUGCCAGCUGCCAGCAAAAGCAGAGUGGAAAGACAAGUUUCAUAUGCACGACUUGUGGGAAGAGUCUAUCAAGUCGAGCAUCUUUUACUAGUCAUAAACAAAUUCACAUCCGAAACAGGUUUUUCAGAUGUCCUGACUGUGGGAAACAUUUCACAACCCGAUCAACUGUUAAAAGACACCGUCGAAUUCAUACAGGAGAGAGGCCAUAUAUAUGCAAAGAAUGUGGGAAGUGUUUUAAUCAGACAUCCAGUCUGAAAACUCACCAGAAACGUCAUGCUGUGAAGAGAGCAGUUGGCUCUACCGAGCAUGUUUUUUAGCAUUAACUAGGAGAUCAAAAAUAAGAUUGAUGGAAAAAGAUUUUUCAUGUAGAAAAUCAAAAUUAGGUGUUUUUGAAGAAGGCCCACAUGCAAAGCGGUCUACAAAGUACUUUUAACUUCUAAAUGCAUUUAGUGUUUUAUUAACUCCUGUAAUUAUGAAAAAACAAGGCAGUUUUUGACUCCUCUCUUCACAACUGUAUUUCAUGUAAAAGCAUAGUAAAACUUAAAUGUUUAUUAUUGUUAUUAUUGCUGUAACUGUAGUCACUAUGUGGCCCUAUUAAAUAAAAUAGAAGAAAGAUAUACCUUUA
Protopterus annectens (West African lungfish) is the source of this 2027-nucleotide messenger RNA. RefSeq names its product oocyte zinc finger protein XlCOF26-like. The coding region runs from base 715 to 1719 and encodes 334 amino acids. The transcript is spliced from 5 exons. NCBI's taxonomy places the organism in Eukaryota, Metazoa, Chordata, Ceratodontiformes, Protopteridae. The record is from RefSeq and is a predicted model, not a curated record.